Rotaria sp. Silwood1 is the source of this 903-nucleotide messenger RNA. Lineage: Eukaryota; Metazoa; Rotifera; Eurotatoria; Philodinida; Philodinidae. The record is from the annotation of a GenBank genome assembly.
AUGAAUAUUUUUACAUGCUGCGUCCUUUGUGUUCUUUGCACUGUCAUUGUUGCCAAGAACUUUAACGAAGUUGCAAUCGAUCAUGGCGGGCAUGAACAAAUAAAUGAAAAAGAAUAUCGAUGUAUUGCUCAAUGUUCUUUUUCUGUUUCAUUCGACCAAUUAUCACCAUUUUUUCUUCCACAGCAAUGUCAAACACGUUUUCAAAAUUCUGUUUGUCAUGUUGAAUUAAAUAUCGAUUACGAAAGCCGUACUGUUUCAGGCGCAUUUGACUCUCAUGGUGAUCAUGGUGAUAUGUCAGAUGGUAUCAAAUUAGAACCUGGAAUGGAAAUGGAAGUACGUGAAACAACAUAUAAUUUUCAGCGUAAACAAGUGUUGAAAGCUACUUGGAUCAUUUUUUGUGCGACUAAUGAUGAAUGUGAUAGAAAUUAUAUGGAUAUUCAUCUUUUAGAAAUUAUUCAAAAUAAAACUUGGAAUAUGUUCGACAAAAUUUCUUCACUAAUUUUUUCACCUUCAUCGAAAAAUUUACAAUGUUAUAUGAGUGAGACAAUGGUACAAAAUUGUACAAAUGGAGAUAUUUGUCGCUAUAAUCGAAACCCACAAUUUAAUGCUGGAAAACCGGAUUAUCAUUGUCAAUCAAGCUUAACUAAUCAACAAAUGAUUUUCUUUCAAACUCAUCGAUCCAAAACAUCGGCAACGUUUUCAACUGAUCUAAAGAGAUAUGAUAUACUCAAUUAUGUGUGCAAUAUCGACAAUUGCAAUAGUCCAAUAAUUGCAACUGAAAUAGGACGUUUGAUUAAUUUAGAAGUAGAAAAAGAUACGAUUAACUCUAGCAACACGUUCAUAUUUGAUACAAAAAUGCUGUUUACUUUAUUUUUCGGACUAUUUUUUGUAAUUUUUGCUUAA